AACCGACCUUUCUUGAAUUUGGACGCACACACAUCAAGAUUGACUCAAAAUUAUUUCCUCAAAAACAUUUCCUUUUCUGUAUCAGCCCUUCCACCGUUAACCAACGCUAAAAAAAAUUGAUUUUUUCGAAACCCUUGAUGAAAUAAUGCGAAAAUAUUCGGGGACUUUCUUGGGUUGAAAAUGAGUGAAGAUAGAGGAGUAAUGUAGAUAUUUUAGAGCCCAAUUUGAGUAAUGAUUUAUUGCUUCGUUUUCAUCAAUCGAGAGGGCAGCUUGUGAUUCGUAUUUACAGAUACAGGGCCGUAUACAUACACACACUUAAUUUUAGGUAUUUCUCAUCAUUUGUUCCUUUUCUGGAUUAGAUGUCUGAAUUGGUGGCGCGAACUGGUCGGCAGCAGCAGCGUUACGAGGAUGGUUACCGUCUCAUUGCUGGGUGUAUUCCUUUCAGACAUAGGACUAUGAAAGAUGAUGGUGGUGGCACAAAUGAAAAUAUAAUCGAAGUAUUAAUGAUCAACUCGACUGGUGGGCCUGGUCUUUUGUUUCCAAAGGGUGGGUGGGAGAAUGAUGAAACGGCUGAGGAGGCCGCCGAAAGGGAAGCCAUGGAAGAGGCUGGAGUUCGAGGCGAUCUAGUGCAUUUUCUUGGUUGCUACUCUUUCAAGAGCAAAACACUCCAGGAUGAAUACAGCCCGGAAGGGCUGUGUCGAGCAGCUAUGUACGCCUUGCAUGUGAAGGAGGAACUCGACUCGUGGCCCGAGAAGAGCCAUCGGCAGAGGAGCUGGCUAAAAAAUUCCCUUAAUUUGGAGAAGGUAGGAACUUUGAGAGUAAGAUGCAAAUAG
Molecule: messenger RNA, 833 nt
Organism: Salvia hispanica
Lineage: Eukaryota; Viridiplantae; Streptophyta; Magnoliopsida; Lamiales; Lamiaceae
Product: nudix hydrolase 16, mitochondrial-like
Cellular component (GO): cytoplasm; nucleus
Molecular function (GO): hydrolase activity
Source: RefSeq, a predicted model, not a curated record